AUGUCUUCUGGUCCUACUUCUGUCAUAUCAAAUUCGGAGUCUACUGGUAGACCAAUCUCGGAACCCAAUGCUCCAAGGUACACUCUUAUCCCUCAAGGGACUGUACCCGAAUUUAACCCGAAGAAAGAAAAAUGGAUCGAAUACAAAGAACGGUUUGAAAUAGCUUGUGAGCUUCAUGGAAUUCAUGACAAGAAAAUGGCUAAGGCAUUACUUAUGGGAGCUUUGGUCCCUGAAACAUACAGAAAGUUAAGAAUUGGUUCGGCGCCAAGAAAGCCAAUUGACUUACCUUUAAAUGAAGUAAUUUCCCUCCUCGAUUCCCUGCAUGAACAAGAAAGAAAUAAUUUGAUUUCUAGAAUCAAGUUGUUAGAAAUUCGUCAAAGUUCAGAUGAAUCUGUAAUGAACUACGUUGAAAGAUUGAGAGAUAUGGUUGGACAAUGCUCCUUGGACAAUAUUCAAGAUGCAAAAGACCUAAUCUCAACUAUAGUCUUCACCAAAGGUCUGAAAUCAGAUAAUCUUAAGAGAGCAGUAUAUCAGCAACAUCAACUCAAACCUACCUCAAGUCUUAAUGAAUCUAUAAACUCGGCAAUGGGUGUUGAAGUUAUUGGAGAUUCAAAUGUAGUAUCCGUUAAUGCUGUAAAGUUUAGAAAAAAGAGUGGGAAAGCACUCAAGUCUCUAAAAUGUUUUUGCUGCAAUAAGACAGGUCACCUUAAGAAGGACUGUCGUCUUAAAGACAAGAAGUGUGAUAAAUGUAAAAAGAUAGGCCAUAUCAAAUCGGCAUGCAAGGCCAGAUCCAGAAUAGUGGGCUAUAUAAACGAAUCAGAAGUUGACGAGGAUUCGGAGUCGGAAAAUGGCAUCUUCACAGUAUCUGCAAAUAAGAUAAAUAACAGCAAGAUCAACGUUGAUAUAAAUAAGAUUGAAACUGAGUUUUUAUUGGAUACGGGAGCGUGUAAGUCUCUCCUUAGUGAGCAUUCUUGGAAAAGAAUUGGUAAACCGGAAAUAAAAGAAAAAACUCAAGCAUUAAAAGAUUUUAGUGGAAAUAAGAUUGAAAUAAUGGGGCAGAUAAACGUAUUAAUGAGAUACAAACAAAUGGAACUUAAAACGAGUCUUUUGGUUGUAAAAGGAAGUUGCCAAGAUUUGAUUGGUAGAGACUUGAUUGAUAAAUUAAAGGUUGACUUAAAUCAAGCAUAUUAUGGUAAACAUCUCUCUGGAAUAAACAACAUUGAGAAUGAGAUUGAGUUUAAAGAGAAACUUAAAUUAACUUACCCGUUCUUAUUCUCCAAAGGGCUUGGUAAGUUCAAUGGUGAUCCUAUUGUCUUGAAACUAAGAGAAAACGCUACCCCCAAAGUAGUAGUUUACAGAUGUAGCAAUUUAAAUUUGAAGCAAAAAGUUAUGGAAGAAAUUGAUAGACUGAUCAAACUUGAUGUAUGGGAAAAAGUUCAUUCUUCGGAAUGGAUAUCGCCUAUGUCAGUGGCUUUGAAGUCAAAUGGUAAAAUCAGAAUUUGUGCCAAUUUUUCUCAAACUGUAAACAAAAUGGUUGAUGUAGAACAAUUCCAAAUUCCAACAACACAAGAAUUAUUUUCAAGAAUAGAAGGCUGCAAAAUUUUUUCAAAUUUAGAUAUUUCAGACGCAUUUUUGGCUAUACAAGUAGCACCAGAAAGUAGAAAACUGUUGGUAGUUUCAACUCCAGCUGGACUCAUGCAAUUCAAAAGAUUGCCUUUUGGCCUGAGUUCUUCGCCAAUGAUUUUUCAGCGUAUCAUGUCGAACUUGUUGAGUGAAAUUGAUGGAACGGCAGUAUAUUUUGAUGAUGUUCUUAUUGGAGGAAAAGAUGAGAUUCAACAUGAUGAAAGAGUUCAUAAGGUUCUUGAAAAACUUGAAAAAUCUGGAAUGAAACUAAAUAUGGAAAAAUCAGUUAUUAGAAAAGAUCAAAUUAAGUACCUGGGGAACAUUGUUAAUGGAGAAGGAAUACGUCCUGAUCCGGAAAAGACUAAGGCCAUUAGUCUUAUGAGAAAACCUGAAAAUGCAUCAGAAUUAAAAUCCUUUUUAGGAAUGGUUAUUCAUUAUGGCAAGUUUAUACCUAAACUUAGCAUAAUUGCUAAACCUUUAAAUAACCUUACCAGAAAGAAUGCAAAAUACGAGUUUGAUAAAGAAUGUGAAAGAAGUUUUUCAAUUUUGAAGGAGAUUCUUAGUAGCAAUAAAAUUUUGGUUCCUUACAGCAUCUCAAGACCAGUUGUUUUUGCUUCGGAUGCAUCCCAGUUUGGAUAUGGAGCAGUAAUUCUUCAUAGAUUUGAAGACGGUUCUGAAAAACCAAUUGAAUAUAUUUCUAAAACAUUUAAUUCGGCCCAGUUGAAUUACAGCCAGAUUGAAAAAGAAUGCUGCGGCAUAGUUAAUGGUAUUCUAAGAUUUAAGGAUUACUUGUUAGGUAGGAAAUUUAUUCUUCAAACAGAUUCGCUCCCUUUGAAAUUUCUUUUAGCUCCAGAUACUUCAUUACCAAACAUCAUUUUAAGAAGAAUUGACCGUUGGUCCUGUCAAAUAAAAAGAUUCCAGUAUACCACAGAAUACGUUAAUACAAAAAUGUUUGGGAAAGCUGAUGCUCUGUCAAGAUUGCCUUUAUUGGAAAAUCAAGAAUGGGAGAAAAAUGAUACGGAAGCUGCUGCUAUAAUGUUAGUCGAAAACUCACCUCUGAAUACUGAUAAAGUAAGAAUAGAAUCGGGUAAAGACAAAGUGUUCAAACAACUGAUUAAGUUCAUAAAAAUUGGUUGGCCAAAAGCUCUUAAAGGAAAGCUCAAAGAAUUUGAUAGAAUCAAAUUAGAAUUAGCUGAAAAUAAUGGUAUUAUCAUGAAAGGAGAACAGUUAGUUAUACCUUUGUGUUUGAGAAAAGAAGUUCUCCAGAAGCUUCACCUAGGUCAUACUGGUAUUGUAAGAAUGAAAAUCCUUGCUAGAUCAAACGUGUAUUGGCCAGGAAUGAAUAAAGAAAUUGAGAACCUAUCCAAAACAUGCGAGACUUGUAAUAAAAUUGGAACUCCUGUUGCUAAAACUAAUCUUCACCCUUGGCAACCAUCGGUUGAAACAUUUGAAAGGAUCCACAUAGACCUUUGCGGACCUAUGAAUGGAAAAACUUUUUUGGUUCUGUACGAUACUUAUUCUUGUUACCCAUUCAUUGUCCAAGUAAAGAAAGGAGAUUCUGAAGAAAUAAUAGAAAUUCUUGACAAAAUUUUUAUUGAUUUUACUUACCCUAAGCUUCUGGUAUCAGAUAAUGGACCAAAUUUAGUUUCUGCUAAAAUGAAUGAGUAUUUGAGAAGCAAUGGCAUCAAACAUCUAACAGCAGCUCCAUACCAUCCCCAGUCUAACGGCGCAGCGGAAAAUUUAGUGAAGAAAUUUAAGAUUUCAUAUUAUAGAAGUAUUAAUGAUGGUAACUCUAGUAAAGAAUCAGUUAAAAUUUUUUUAAAAUCAUAUCGUAACUCACCUUCGUCAAGAACAGGAAAAUGCCCAGUAGAAUUAAUGUUCAAUAGAAAGGUAAAAAUAAUAAAUGACGAAAAAUUUUUUGGUAAUAAAAAGUUAACAAAUGAUAACAUUACUCCACAAAAAGAAAUUUCUAGAAAGCCAAAGAAGUUAAAUGGUAACAUUUCUCCACUAAAAGAAACUUCUAGAAAGUCUAAAAAGUUAGUAGAAUUCAAAGUAAAUGACCCCGUGUGGGAAAGAGUAAAGAAUUCUUCUGUAUGGAAAAAAGAUGUGAUAAAAGAACGUAUUGGAGUAAAUAUGUAUAAACUUUUAUCUAACACUGACAAGGUCAGACAUACAAAUCAGUUGAAAAAGAGAAUGGCUUCUCCAAUUAGAUAUUCUGAAAGACUUAGAAAGUUGCCUAGAAUUAAUUACAAAGUUUAA
Strongyloides ratti is the source of this 3882-nucleotide messenger RNA. RefSeq names its product Reverse transcriptase domain and Integrase, catalytic core domain and Zinc finger, CCHC-type domain and Peptidase A2A, retrovirus, catalytic domain and Ribonuclease H-like domain and Peptidase A2A, retrovirus RVP subgroup domain and Aspartic peptidase domain-containing protein. The record is from RefSeq and is a predicted model, not a curated record. Gene Ontology annotation, biological process: proteolysis; DNA integration. Bases 1 to 3882 code for a protein of 1293 amino acids. Gene Ontology annotation, molecular function: nucleic acid binding; aspartic-type endopeptidase activity; zinc ion binding. Lineage: Eukaryota; Metazoa; Nematoda; Chromadorea; Rhabditida; Strongyloididae. The transcript has a single exon.